AACCCAGAUGAGGCUUAGGCCUAUGCGUUGUCAGGGCAUAAUAUGCAUUUAGGUGAAAUAAUUUGUUUAAUUGAUUAAACCCCACUAUCCAAUCAUCAUAGGGCACCUGCAAGCUCAGCUACACCUUCCAUCAAGAUACCACCAGAAGACUAAGUUUAUGACUUACAUAUUUAUGUAAUGCCACAUACCUAACUUCGUAGAAUAUGCAACACCUUGCGACCAUAUUCAAGCAAAUCCAUGACCGACACGUGCAAUGACCCGCUCCCUCGAUAAAGACAUUCUAGCUCACCUGAAAGCCGAUGACCUAAACAGAAUCUACGAGGACAUCUCAACACUUCUGACGGACCAACCAGAAAAUGAAUUACUGGAGAUUGAAUUCCUUGGGAAGAGUCAUCCUCUACAGCCAGGUGUCAACUAUCUCAGGGAUGGCACAGCUGUAGCAAUUCCUAAGCUGAGAUUGGCUCAGGCAUUCUUCGUUGCCCGUCAAAAGCUAAAGGGUUACCAAAACAGCGGAUCCAUAAAUGACAGCAAGAUUGGACAUGCAACAGCUGUACUGCUCCUCAUGGACCCUGAACAUCUGACUGCUGCCAAUACCAGGAAGCGGUUGCUUAUAUCGACGUUAGAAGGGAAUGGCCCUCACGAGUCGAUAUUGAGACGAGAGAAACAAUUUGUGGAUAGCUUGCUCACAUCGAGGCUGCAUCGCCAUACUAAAUCUCCUGUCCUUUGGUCCCAUCGUCGCUGGCUACUACAUUUAUUUGUGGCCCACGACGUGUUUGUAGACCCGCAACAUGAUAUCAAAAACAUUGUGAUGGUGGCGGGGACUCGACAUCCUCGCAAUUAUACUGCCUGGCAUCAUGCUCGCUUCUUAUUAGAUCGUCAUCCAACAUUCGCCGAGCCUGUUGCUAUUGACGUCAAAGACUUUUGUUUGAAAAAUCAUACUGAUAUCUCUUGCUGGAGUUUUCUGGUUCAUGCCAUAUGCAAGAUCGAAAAUAAAGAAAAUCGCACCAAGCUUUGCUCCUCAAUCGUUGCCGAAGUACUUCAUAUUUCGGACUCGCUACGUUGGACGAAUGAGUCCGUCUGGGUGUUUCUGCGCAGCAUCGCGGUAACAGGGCUCAUUGGCGACCAACAAUUUGAGUCAUUUUUAGCCAUAAACGAGAAACUUGUUUCCAUAACACCGGAAGACAGUAGCCAGUGGAGAACACUGGAGGGUGCGCGGCGUUGGUGUGAAAAAUACCGCCUUUCAUCGGAGUCUAACGUGGCCGAAUAAAAUGAGGUCGAUUUAGCAGCAGUACAAGCUACCUAGGUAUAUAAGCCAGCCAGUCUCUAGGGGAGACCCUCAGUAUUAGUGUUACUAAUUACCUGUAACCAGGCAAUUACCAACCUCGGAAUACGCAAUCAAGAGGUUGAAACAGCCCGUCCGGACUUUACAUCAUUUGGCUUUUUUCGUCUCCAUUUUUGCGCCUUCGGGUCCCCCUCCUUACAAUCAGCGAUUAACGAUCCGCGAUCAAGUCCGGGUUGCGGCUCAUCGGCUGCACAUAACCUUCCGGAUAGCGGCUAAGGGAAAAUACUAUCAUAGCAAGUGCCCAACGGUUAAAACGUGGCUUGGGGGAUGGACUUACAACGAUGCUGAUAGGCCUAAUCCUUUCAUGUUGAGCUAACGCAGGGGGCCCGGCCUUACUACGUAGUAGUAGAUGGCCUAAAGAGGCCCCCUACUAUUAUUAUUCCGCUACCUUACUUU
This is a messenger RNA of Hypoxylon trugodes, 1738 nucleotides long. RefSeq lists its product as uncharacterized. Bases 254 to 1267 code for a protein of 337 amino acids. The record is from RefSeq and is a predicted model, not a curated record. Lineage: Eukaryota; Fungi; Ascomycota; Sordariomycetes; Xylariales; Hypoxylaceae. Gene Ontology annotation, biological process: protein prenylation. Gene Ontology annotation, molecular function: protein prenyltransferase activity. Gene Ontology annotation, cellular component: cytoplasm. The transcript has a single exon.